AUGGCGCAGGCCAGCAACGCUUCAACCGUCAGAUUCGACCUCACCUCCGACCCCGAGGUCGAGGCCAAGUCUGCUGCCACCGCCGUCGUCAGGGCACAGCGACGCCAGCCACCGGCCCCGAACCCCCUCAGCAUCGUUCCCGGCGACGAGUCCUUCAGGAUAGCCAGCAGGCUCGUAUCGCGGCUGACCGUCGGCGACGCCCGCUACGACGGUGCCUGCUUCGGCCCUUUCCUCCGCUUCCUCCCGCAGCGCAUAGGCGCCAACCGCGCGCUCGACGCCGCCGUCGACGCCUUCUGCGCCGCCCUGUCCACCAUCCACGCCGACACCGCGUCGCUGCAGGCCGUGGCGAAGCACGGUCGGGCGCUGGCCACGCUUCGCGCCUGCCUCGGCGAUCCCGCUUACGGCCGAGCUUCCGAGACCGUGUGCGCCAUAUACCUUGUCAUGAUCACAGAGGGUUUGAUCGGCGCCGAGACUGGCCGUCACGGCGAGGGCAUGUGCUACAUCCUUCAGGCGCAGGUGCAGCGUCAGUGGACGUCGCAGUUUGAGCUGGAAAUGUUUUCAGUCAUGUUCUUUUCCGUGCUCAUGGAAAGCAUCGGCAACAAACGCAUCAAGACGAACCCCUGGCUGCCCAUCCUCCUCGACCGCCUCGAGCCGAUGGAGCUCAUCAAGAAGCUCGAAGCCAAGAAGGAAGCCGCCGCAGCAGCAGGCGUAUACCCAUCUUUGUUCCUUCGCUCGCUGGCCCGCAUGACCGAUCUGAUCAUCAACCCAGCAGGGCGACAAUCCGAGAUAGAGACAAUGUACAAGUCCUUUCUCGACGAUCUUAGCAAGAUUCGAGGAUCCCUCGAUUCGAUGGAUGCACUCGCCACCCUGGCGGGCAUGUCCCUCAUCAUGAACCGCAUCCUGCAGGCCUUCGAGCCUCUCGACGUGGCCCUGAUAGAGGGGGAGACGGACCUGGUGGACGCCAUCAUCGCCAUGGGGGAGGAGGCCAUGCCGCGCAGACCGCUGGGGGCCGCGUACGCCCGCCCGGGCCUGUCGGUCGCCUGGGCCGCGGGUGGCGACCCGGGCAGGCGCGCCGUCGUGGCCGGCAUGCUGUCCCGCAUCAGAGGCACAUCGCCCGCCGGUGGAGUGUGGGACGGUAUGCGGGAGGCGAGGUGGCUCAGGGCCAAGUUUGCCGAGAUUGACGCCGUGAUCCUGGGUGAACCGGGGGAUGGUGCUGCUCCACAGGCAGACUGUCAUGUACAGUGA
This is a messenger RNA of Geosmithia morbida, 1245 nucleotides long. Its product is annotated as Fungal Zn(2)-Cys(6) binuclear cluster domain. The record is from RefSeq and is a predicted model, not a curated record. The transcript is spliced from 5 exons. The coding region runs from base 1 to 1245 and encodes 414 amino acids. NCBI's taxonomy places the organism in Eukaryota, Fungi, Ascomycota, Sordariomycetes, Hypocreales, Bionectriaceae.